AUGUGGCAUGGCCAUUUCGCGCGCACAGCGGUGCGAGCGGGAGCUGUGCUUUCCUUCGCUGGGGCGCGGCUCGUCACCUCCAGGAAGCGGCGGGGAGUUGUCGCUGCCGGCAAUUAUGCAGAGCAUUUACCCACUUUGAAGGAGUUGCGGCAGUACCGGAUACAGACCGAGGAUGGAGAGACGACGCUACAUGUCUGGGAAGGGAGCCACAUAUUUUCGGAUGGGUGUGGAGUUCGCAAGUGGCCUGCUGCUGAUGACCUGCUUUCCUACAUCAGCCACAAUGGAAGACCGCGACACCUGCAGGUGAUGCAGGACUCGGACUCGAGUGUCUGGAGCGGUCAGCGUGUGCUCGAGUUGAGAUCUCAGUGCAAGUCAGAGAAGCUGGAAGAUUUGUGUGCGUGGCUGAAGCAGAUUGGGGUGCAGGGCGUGGAUGGUCUUCGGCUGGGUGCCAGUACGAAGGUGAACGGGGGUCUGGCUGCUUUUGCCACAAAGGACUUUGCGCCAGGUGAGGUUGUUUGCUUUGUACCGGAGCAGGGCAUUUUGGCUGGCGUGCGGCAGCAAGGUUUGCCGAAGGAGGCAUGCUUGGCAAGGGCGCUCCUCCGUGAAAAAGAGCUUAAAUCCGAGUCGUUCUUUGCACCGUACAUCAACUGCUUGCCAACAGCCCAAGAGCUUCCAUCAAUUCAUCCAUACUUCUGGCCGCCUGAGCUGGAGAUGGAGAACUUGAUGGCUGGCAGCGUCCACGGCCAGCGUGUCGCCAAAGAGAUUCUUGCUGAAGGCCGUGAAAACGUGGACUGUUUGGUCCGCACCGGCAUCUCCGAGCAGGAUGCGAGAUGGGCCCUUGCCAUCGUGGACUCCAGGGCUUUCACUUUUCAGCCCGACUCCCCCGAGGAGCAGCUGGCCUUAGUACCGCUAGUGGAUAUCCUGAACACCACCAGUCUCUUCAAGGACGGCGUGCAGCUCUGGCAGUGCUCCUUCGAGCCUCAUGGCACGGUCAAGGAGGGAGCACUGUUGCUUGCUGAGGGCCCGGUCAAAGAAGGUGAGGAGCUCCUUCACCUCUACGGCCCGAAUUCAAGCGCAACGCUCUGGAUGGUUUACGGCUUCCUCGAAAAUGGAGGAGGAGAGAAAGAGAAUGUGGAGAACCUCUUUGAAAUCUGCGGUCUUGAAGUCGAUGUGCCUGCCAUCCUCGUCGAUGACCCACCGGAGCUGAAGUCUUCGAAGCUGGAGGCCUUGAGUCGAGGGGAUCUCCCUGAACGCCUGGUGCUUGAGUUGCCCAGCGAUGCUCAGCUUGGGGGAAAGAUGAUGCCGCUUGCCAGGCUGCUCUCAUGCCAGAGCCAGGAGGAGGUGAAUCGGUUCGCAGGCUCUUUGAACCUCACAGUUCCUGAUCUUCAGGUGGACCUGCAGCGUGAACUCCUUGCACGGCGGCUGGUGGUGCAAUGGCUUCGCAAGGCCUUGCAGGACUCCUUCGAUGUUUCCGCUGUGCCGCUGCCGGAGUCGGAGACUUCGCAAAUGGCGGAGCUGCAAAGGACGGCAAAGCAGCUGGUUGCAAACGAGCGGCCGGUCUUGGAGCUGGAGCUGCUGGCCUCGGAGAGGUUCUGCGCGGGGGCAGAGGCUGCGCUGGAUGCUGGCGGUGCCUCUCUGCAGAGCUUCGUCUCGGAGCAGUGGGACGACGAGACGGGGUGGUUGGGGUCAGGCUGCGGCUUCCUGACGCUGAGCUUGGCCUGCUGUGGCGCCCAGGUCACUGCCGUCGAUAGCAAUCCAGCCGCCCUUGCUCUUUGCGCCGCCAGCGUUUCGAAAGCGGAGGCAGAUGGCAGGCCUGGAGAGUGCUUGAAAUUGUUCAUGCGCUCCUGA
Messenger RNA from Symbiodinium natans, 1848 nucleotides. The record is from the annotation of a GenBank genome assembly. NCBI's taxonomy places the organism in Eukaryota, Dinophyceae, Suessiales, Symbiodiniaceae.